AUGAAAUUAUCAUUAUAUUUAGUUUGCUUGGCCUUAUUGGGCUCAAGCCUUUCAGUCAAUGGUUUCUUUUUCCCUGGCAUGGGAAAUAAUACCGGGGGUGGCGGUGGUGGUUUCAAGGAGAAAUUGUGUGCCAUGGGCAAAACCAAAUUCUGCCCACCUCCACCACCAGUUGAUCCCACAACAACAUCUACUUUAAUACCUACUGGAGAACCAAUUGAUCCUACUACACCAACUUUGACACCAAUACCAACAUCACCCACCCUAACAGCUACCGAAGAACCUACAGCAACUGGAACGACCCAAACAACAGGCACUUCACCCACUACAGAUACCAGUGUAACACCACCUACAACCGAAACUCCACCUACAACCGAAUCACCACCCACCGAAACACCCCCUACUACAUCACCACCUGAACCUACACCUGAGCCCGACGAAGAGACUACUCCUGAUGAUAAAGAAACUACUGAAGGGGGAGACAAGGAGACUACUGAAGGGGGUGACAAGGAGACUACUGAAGGUGGUGGAGGCAGAGCUUUGGAUGUUGCUAAAAACGAUGAAGAAGAACAUGAAGCCGAUACUGACAUUGAAUCUGAACUCAGUGGUGCCCGUGCCCGUCGCGUUAGAAAUCGCCGCAAUCGUCGUCUCCGCCGUACUCGUAGACGCAAGGUAAAUCGUUCCAAGAAGAAUCGCAAAGCACGCAGAAAUCGUAACAUUCGUCGCCGCAACCGUCAAAUCAAACGUAACCGUAAAAUCCAACGUCGCAAUCGCAAAGCCCGUCGCAGUCGCAAAAAUCGUCGCCGAGGAAUUCGUGUUGUACGUCGUCGUGGCAGGAAGAGCAGAGGUUAG
Messenger RNA from Calliphora vicina (urban bluebottle blowfly), 849 nucleotides. Its product is annotated as PH domain-containing protein DDB_G0287875-like. The record is from RefSeq and is a predicted model, not a curated record. The transcript has a single exon. Bases 1 to 849 code for a protein of 282 amino acids. Lineage: Eukaryota; Metazoa; Arthropoda; Insecta; Diptera; Calliphoridae.